AUGGCUGCUCGCCCUCUAAUGGGGCUAGCUAAGCCGUCGUUUCGCGGCCGGCCGGCCGCCGAGGACCAGGUAAAGCCGCGGCGCGUGGGCACGCUCCAGUGCGCCGUGGUCGGGCUGCUCGGCUUCCAGGUCGUGAGCAUGGGCCUGCACGCGCGGUCCCACGACCGGCGCGCGUCCGCCGCGGCGCGGCCGCCGCCGCCGCCGGUGGCGCCGCGGCCGCCGCCGGGCUCCCUGCGGCUCUCCGACGCCGAGGAGGCGCUCCUCGCGGCGCUGCCGACGGAGCCGGAGCGCGUCUACGCGCGGCAGAUCUUCGAGGAUCGCGUCCGGGGCCCGCUGCCCGGCGGUUUGGACGCCGCGGAGGAGCUCGAGGAGGCGGCGCCGUCUCCCGGCGCCGGCGUGCCGCCGCCGCCGCCGCGGCGCCGCGCGGAGCUGCCGGCCAUGUACGGCGACGGCCCGCGCAUCGUCGGCCUCGACCGCUGCGCCGGCUGGCGCGAAACGACGUCGCUCUUCCGGCGCGCGGCGACGGCGGGCAUCUUCAACAGCGGCACGAAUCUGAUGACGAAUUUAUUACGAAAGAACUGCGUCAUGCCGUUGGCCUGCCCCGGGGAGUGGGGGCAGAAGAGGAAGACGGAGGCGAUGGCGCGCCGCGAGUGCAUCGGCUACCCGUUCCAGGCGCCCUGGGGCAAGCACAACCCGCUCGCCUACCGGAAUUUAGGCCACGUCGUCGACUCGCUGGACCAUUUUAAUCUGACGGAGAUCUUGCCCGUGGCCGUCGUCAAGGACCCGAUCACGUGGAUGCGGUCCAUGUGCCGCAUCGCCUACGCGGCCCACUUCCGCAAGCACCCGGCCUGCUGCCCGUCGCCGUUGGACCCGGCGCAGCUCGGCGAGCUGUUGGGCCACAACCGGUCGAAGGUGACGGUGAAGUUCCGGAAGGAGCACCCCGAGGAGGUCUACGCGUCGCUCCUCGACCUCUGGAACGUCUGGUACCGCGAGUACUACGACGCGACCCUGCCGCGCCUGAUCGUGCGCUACGAGGACCUCCUCUUCGACCCGCAGAACACGAUCCGGGAAGUCUGCGCGUGCGCCGGCGGGCGCCUGAAGAAGGACUUCGACAUGGUCGGCGACGCGGCCAAGUUCGGCGGCGGCCACGGCGGCGGCGAGGGCACGUCGCGCGGCUCGGCCCUGAAGCGCUACGCGUCCGAGACGACGCGCUACCACCUCGUCUCCGCCCACGACGUCGCCUACUACGGCGCGAACGUCGACGGCGCGCUCGCGGACCUCUUCCACUACGCCGCGGACGAGCACCGGCGCGCGGCCGCGGACCCCCGCGCCGACGCCAAGCGCGCCGACGCCAAGUGCGCGACGCUGGGCAAGCGGCGGCUUAAUGGCGCGUAG
Molecule: messenger RNA, 1395 nt
Organism: Aureococcus anophagefferens
Lineage: Eukaryota; Pelagophyceae; Pelagomonadales; Pelagomonadaceae
Exons: 1
Coding region: 1-1395 (464 amino acids)
Source: RefSeq, a predicted model, not a curated record